Molecule: messenger RNA, 534 nt
Organism: Cadophora gregata
Lineage: Eukaryota; Fungi; Ascomycota; Leotiomycetes; Helotiales; Ploettnerulaceae
Exons: 6
Coding region: 1-534 (177 amino acids)
Source: RefSeq, a predicted model, not a curated record
AUGAUGUUCCCCAAGACAAUCCUCACUGUUCUUACCAUUGGCCUUGCUGCCUUCGGUGCCGCCUCUCCCCUGGACAAGCGGGCUACCACUGUUUCCAGUGAUACCGGCUCUGUCUCAAUCGCCGGUGCCGUUACAGCUGGCGGAGUCUCCUUCCCAGACGACAUCGGAGGAAGCGCCGAUGCUGUCGGUGCAGUUGCAGAGGUCGUCCAGAAGGUCGUAAGACUCAUUCAGGGCCUUGUGGAUGGCGACAUCAAGCGUCGUCAACGAUUCACCCAGGAGACCGUCACCGCCGUCUACAAGAAGUUCCCAACAAAGACCGUUGUUAUGAGCAACGUCGGAUACAGCCUCUCCUGCCAGCCAACCGUGGUUCAACGCACCAGCUACAAGGCUAAGGUCGGCUCCAACGUCAGCUACGAUGUCUUGGUCUUCGGCAAGGGCUGCACUUUCACCCUCAAGGGUGACGGUGGAUUUGAGAACUGGGCCUACAUUCGCCAGAGCAGCUGCAGGGCUAAUGGCAAGACUAUCACCUGUUAA